AUGUAUGCAAAAUGCAGUGACCUUGCAUCUGCUAGAAGGAUAUUUGAUUUGAUUAUCAAAAAGAGUAUUUUCUCAUGGACAUCAAUGAUUGCAGGAUAUGCCCAUUCGGAUCACCCAUUGGAGGCAUUGCAUUUGUUUAGAAGGCUUGUACGGACAGAUUUUAGACCAGAUGGACCAACGGUUGCUACUGUUAUAUCAGCUUGUGCUGAUAUAGGAUCAAUUAGCAUAGCACAAGAGAUGGAAGAUUAUAUUUCUCUAAAUGGAUUGGAAUUCGAUCUACAAGUCCAAACAUCUCUCAUACACUUGUACUCCAAGUGUGGAAGCAUCAAGAAAGCCCAAGAAGUAUUUGAAAAAGUGGCAGAUAAAGAUUUAACUGUUUGGUCUUCCAUGAUAAAUAGCUAUGCUAUUCAUGGGAUGGGGAAAGAAGCGAUUGACCUAUUUCGUAAAAUGACAACUACAGAAGGGAUAAUUCCAGAUGCUAUUGUUUACACCAGUGUUUUGCUGGCUUGUAGCCAUGCAGGGUUAGUAGAAGAUGGAUUGAAGUACUUCAUAAGUAUGCAAAAAGAUUUUGGAAUAACUCCUAAGAUAGAACAUUGCACUUGCUUGGUAGAUCUUCUUGGUCGAGUUGGCCGGCUUGACUUAGCAUUAGAUACGAUUCAGGGGAUGCCCUUGGAAGCACAAGUGCAAGCUUGGGCUCCCUUGCUCAGUGCUUGUAGGAUCCAUGGUAAUGUUGAGCUUGGGGAGAUUGCUGCUGUCAAGUUACUAGAGCUUAGUCCUGGAAGCUCUGGAAAUUAUGUUGAGAUCGGUUUUAGAUUUCAUACAUUUGCAGCAGGAAAUCCGUCACGUGUUCAGUUGGCCAAUAUCUAUAAGAUGCUAGAAGAUCUAAAUUUUACUCUUCAAGAAGGUAGCUAUGCAGGACAAGCUGAUUUGUCUCUGUCUCCUAGCACAGAUGUUAUUUCAUUUUCUCCAAAUGAAGAGACCAAGGAAGCACUGAUAAUAGUACGAGACUUCACCAUCAAUAAUAAUNCCAGCUUAGAUUAUCUCUCCAGUUUGUCUGCUAAUGAUGGUUUAUCAGGAGCAAUGAGAGCAUUGAUAUCUGAAACUUCAACUGUGUUUGCACAUUGUAGUAGUAGCUACAUUGAAGCAAAUAUGAAAAUUGAGUCCACUGCUUCAGAACUGUCGAGAGCUGAUAACUUAAAAUCUGACCUUGAAAAUAACAAGAAUCAGUUCAAUGAUAUGGUGGCGUCAGAAAAAGAGCUGCAGCAAAAGUUGGCACGUUUGGAGGAAAUGAAAAAGGAGCUAGAAAAGCAAAUCAGAACUACUAAUGCCAACAUCAUGAGACAGGUUAGUGCUUUCAUUCUUUCAUACCAUCCUAAUUAUCGGAGCUUACCAAUGUCUGGCAUAGUUGAUUUCAUCAAUGGAAUGGAAGGGACUGUUUG
Arachis ipaensis is the source of this 1439-nucleotide messenger RNA. The record is from RefSeq and is a predicted model, not a curated record. Lineage: Eukaryota; Viridiplantae; Streptophyta; Magnoliopsida; Fabales; Fabaceae.